Molecule: messenger RNA, 5111 nt
Organism: Elgaria multicarinata webbii
Lineage: Eukaryota; Metazoa; Chordata; Lepidosauria; Squamata; Anguidae
Product: protein NPAT
Exons: 18
Coding region: 123-4406 (1427 amino acids)
Cellular component (GO): nucleus
Molecular function (GO): transcription coregulator activity; protein binding
Source: RefSeq, a predicted model, not a curated record
UUGGGCGCCUUUCUGGAGUCGAGUGGUCUGAGAAUUCGCGGGGAAAAUAACCGCUUUUCUGGUUGUUGUUGCCUCCUCCACCCCAUUGGGGGGGGACUCCCCCUUUUCCCGUUCCCCUCACCAUGUUACUGCCGUCUGACGUGGCCCGCUUGGUGCUAGGAUAUUUGCAACAAGAAAAGCUCUUAGCCACAUGUCAAGCAUUUAUAUUGGAAAGUUCAGACUUAAAAGAAUACGCAGAGCACUGUACAGGAGAAGGCUUUGUUCCAGCUUGUUUAUUGUCUCUGUUUGGAAAAAACCUAAUCACCAUACUGAAUGAGUAUAUAGCAAUGAAAUCGAAAGAAGCAACAAAUGAUGUUCCAGCGAUGAUGUCAUCCCUGUGGAAAAAGUUGGACUACACACUUUCUCAAAUCAGGAGCAUGCAGAAUUCUGGAGGAUUUUCUGCACAUCAACGGAGCCGCACGAGAAGUGCAAUUGCAGAGAUGAAAAAGCAGAAAUGUCUCCAGCACUCCGCCUCUUCAAAUGUAGGCUCAUCUUCUGUAGCUCAGCAGCCAGGGCAACUGAAUUCUACUCCAAUGAGAGCCACGCAAGUUAUCCUUAAACCAAUUAUAACUCCAAGUCUGACUCAGGCAAGAUCAAGUUCUUCAUCUGUACAUCAAUGCCAAGUGCAGGAAAACCAUGUUAACGCCGGAGACUCUCUCAGCUUGGUUUCUUCACUGCAAGAACGGAAGCUUCACUCAAGUCUGAUGUCUCCCGGAAAAAGAAAAAGUGACUCCCAGAAGAAAAAAAGUACUGGACCACCAUUGUCUAAUUGUGGCUUGCAGGAUUCUCCCACAGUGGAACCAGAAAGCUCUCCCAUGGAAGAAGGAAGUGAACAGCUAGAACUUAUAGAUAGUGACCUUCCUCAAAUGAUAAUUGAAAAUGCCAGAGAGAAAAUUCUGAGCAACAAAUGUCUUCAGGAGAAACUAGCUGAAAACAUUAACAAAUUCUUGGGCAGUGAUGGCAGUAUUUCUCAGACAACAAAGCAGGCAGACAGUGGCCCAACAAUACAAGAGUCUUCAAUUGAUGAAUUGCUCGGCCUUCAGCAGGGUGAAAUUCAUAUGACUGAGGAAGCCAUCCAGGAGAUUCUGGAGCAAACUGAGUCAGAUCCAGCAUUUCAAGGGCUCUUUGAUAUAUUUGAUUUUGGUAAAACCAAGGGUAGUAGAAAUGCUUCUCAUACCAUCCCUACGCAGAGUGGAGGAGUGGAAAAUGCAAUAUUGGUGGAUGAAGCAAACCUCGAAGCACUUGAAAGCUAUAUUGCCACAAAAGAACUUGGUGAUAAUUGCCAAGGCACUCUUUCGUACACAACAGAUCAUUUAAAAGAGACAUGUGUCCUGAAGACUGGUUGCAGUGCUAGUGACGUGACCUUAGAAGAACAUCUGAAGAUGCAAAGUAUAGUAAUUGGAGAAUUUCCUGAGGACUCUAAAACGAGGAGUGAAAGUGAUUCAGUUGAAAUGGGACAACCUGACCCAAAAACCAAACAUAAAACUGCCUUUGAAUCUGGACAAAAUCAGGUCUCUGGCCCAGAGUUCAGUGGGCAAAAGGUAGUAGUGUCUUACAACAAACAAGGAACAGCAGCACAAGACUGUAGAACUGAUGUCCUAUUAUGUCAAAAUGUUCAAAACAUGCAUGACUUACAGUAUGAUCCGUUGAGAACUCCACAGACUUUGCUGUCUGUUAGAGCUGAGUGUUGUUCAUUGCCAAAUAAUAUACUGUCCGAAAAGACAGAUGCAAAAUCGCUCGCUCCUCUGAGAUCUGGUCACAGUGAAAUGCUCAAAGGAGCUGAUGUAACCAACUCUAGCCAUUCAGCGGAAUCGGAUAAAAAUCUAGAGGUAGUAAUAGAACAAUCAGCUGUAUUUUCUGUACCAGGUCAGCAAAGCCCAAACAGUCCUCCUCUGUCUCAUUGUCAAGGCCAAGAUAAAUUGGAGUCAGAAUCUGCCAUAGCCUGUGUGGUGAAUGCAUCCAGUCCAGAUGCUGUAGCGUUGCAGCUUGAAGUUGUAGAUACGUCCAACAGUCCUCAUUCAGAUGAUCAAUGUGUGCAGCCAGAGUGUUGUGCAAAAGAGCAAAUCCAAAAAUCAGGGGAUUUGGAGAUCACACAGGUAGAAUUGCAAGAGCCGUUGUCGUCUACAAAAGCAGAUGUGGAUAGUAUAUUUCUGACUUCUGACAAUGAGAGGCACGUAGAAACAUCUACUGAAAGCAACCUCACCACAUCCAGUGUAUGCCAUUCUCCUCUUCCAGAACCAGUUGGAGAAUCAAGUCCAGGGAACAAUGUUACUGGUAGCGCUUCAUCUAGCAGUCAAGGCACAGCUGUAGAUCCCUCCAAUAUAGUUUCUCUAAAAAUCAUUAUUAGUGAUGACCCGUUUAUUUCAUCAGAUACUGAGCUGAACAAUGCCGUUUCCAGCAUUACUGGAGAAAAUUUGCCAACUAUAAUACUAUCUUCUCCAGCUAAAACACCAGCCAAAAUUGCAGCACCAUCUAAAUGUGUAAUGUCAGAAGAGCUUGAAAGAAAUAGAGAUUCAACUUUGGCAGAACAGAAUCUUCUUGUCCUCAGACCUCAAGAUUCUGUCGUGAGUACACUGAAUGUACAGAACGAGGAGUGUGCUGUCAUUUCCCUUGCUGGGGCAUCAAGUGUUGCCAAGGAUGGGGGAUUUAUACAGCUGAUGCCAGCCACAAACACAUCUUUUGGCAACUCCAACAGCGUCUAUGUUGCCACUUGUGUGACUGAGCCAACAGCUUUGAGUACAAAUGUGACUCCAUCUAAUUUAGUUGUGUUGCCCAGCAACUCAGCAUCUCUUCCAUCUCAGGUUCCAACAACCCAGCAGUUAAGGACUCCUCCCAGAACAAACAAUUUAUUUGCCAUGAACCCAUCCAUUUCUCCAAACUUUUCACAAGGUUCCACCAUUAUAAUUGCAUCUCCAGUACAGCCUGUGUUGCAAGGAAUGGUGGGAAUGAUUCCUGUAUCCAUAAUGGGACAGAGUGGAAAUGCAUUCUCGGAUCCUUCCCGGCAGGUUCUGCACAUGCCAAUACAGACCUCUUUAGGCAAUGGAGGUCUUCCUAAACUGCCUCUCCCUCCCAAAUCUCAGAGGAUCCAAAGAAAUAAAUCAAAUGCAGGAAAGCUGGUGUCCAGUGGAUCAGAGUCUGUAAAUCGCCCUGCUUCUCGAGUACAAAGAGUUGGAAACUCAGACAAGAAUGCCUGUGCAGACUUGAAAAAAAAGCUGGAGAUUGUUGCAGUUGACACCACAAGUUCCAGUUUCAAACAGAAUGAAAGCCACAGAAGAGUGCUUUGCUUUGACAAUACUCUGGUUACUCCUGUAGAAAGCACUCAAGCAUUGCAGAAAGAAAGAAAUGAAAAUCCUUUGGUCCCUGGAAACUAUCCCAAUUCUGUGCUUUCGUCUGCUAAGGUGCAAUCCAGCAAGAGGGAGCGUGAGAGAACUCUGCCUAGGAUUUUAUGUAAGCCUGAUCUUACUUCCAGAAGUUCGGCUGUGAAGGAAACCCAAUCCGAGAGGAAGGCGUCAGGCCCAGGACUGGCAUCAGAUGUGUUAAGAAAGCAGACAGCAAAUAAAGAGAAUGAACUAGAAAGGAGUGUGGACAAAGCCCCCAAAAAUCCAGAGGUGGUAAACCUAUCAAAUGGCCAACAAAAUAUUAGUCUUCAUAAUGAGAAGAACAGUAACUCGGCUCAAGAACUAACUAAAAAACAAGGGCUCCAGUCAAAUACAAAUAGUAAAAAAUCAGUUUUGCCUUCAAAGGAGUCAAAAAAAGACCAAACAAGAUCUCCCAAUCAAGUCCAUUGCUUGACCAGCCCAUUAACUAAACAAGCUGUAGAAAUGUUACAUGACAUUCAGAGGCACAGCCCUGCUAGUAAACUCCCUGAAAAUGGGGACCUGCCCGUACCCCGUACCCCUUCGGGAACUGGUGAUAGGCAUUCGGAUGAUACUUUCGAUAUGAUAAGGACACCAACAUGUAGACGGUACAGUGAAGACAGUACCACCCCAAGGAUCAUGGUCCCUCCAGCUACUCCUGACUUGCCAGCCUGUAGCCCAGCUAGUGAAACAGGCAGUGAAAACAGUGUUAGCAUGGCUGCCCAUACUUUGAUGAUACUUUCACGAGCAGCUAUUGCAAGGACUAGUACCACUACUCCUCUGAAAGACAAUACGCAACAGUUUAGGUCUUUAAGAAGUGCAGCCAAAAAAAGGAAGCAGGAAGACUUGCUUGAAUGCGAAAGGAAUUCCCGGACUGCCUGUAAAAAAGACCUUCAGAACUUCACAAUGCCAAUAAAAAAGAAGAAACUAAAGCAGAAGAAGCUACCAGUUGCCUUUCCUGCUGGAAUGGAUGUGGAUAAGUUCUUGUUAUCCUUACAUUAUGAUGAAUAAAUAGCGAACUAUGUAUUGAGACGACGUUUGGAACAAAAGGAGAACAAAUUGUGGGUUAAGUUGCACAGUUAGCGCAUUGAAGUUUCUCUUCAUAAAAGAAAAUCACGCUGGUUCUACAGAAAGUUUCUAGCUUAUGAAUAAUUUGGUGCAUCUUCUUUUAAGAGAGCACUUAAAUUGGCUCUAUAUUAAAUUUGCACAGUUGUACUUAGUGGGAUGAUGUAAAUACUGUACAGAAGUUGAAGUUGUAAAACAACAAAAAUUCUACUUUUAUUAACACCGAGUGUUGGCUGUGUCCUGCCAAAAUGUGCACAUUAAUUGACUUUUUCAUAAUGUGAAACACCCAUGUUCCUAAAUAUGCUCAGAAGUUCCACUGAAUUGUGGAAUUUAAUUUCAAGUCAUUGUACAUGGGAUUAUAGCCCUAGACUGAAUCUAACUAAGCUUCAGGUAGUUUGCUUUAGUUUUUUUUUUAAAAAAAAGGUAAGAAUUAAUAGUUGGCCCAAGUCUUCAACAGGUAGCUAACUAACUUUUAAAUAAGACAAUUCAGCUCAUUUUGUAUUGGGGAUAUCUUUCUGUUCCCUUUUGGCUAUCUUUCCCUCUAGUUACAAGUCUGCCAACGAUGGCUUUUCAACUUUCUUAUUCUUAGGAAUCUUAAGAGCCAGUUUAUUUUUGUUCUAUUUAACUUUUUUAAUACACCUGUAAAUACCA